Molecule: messenger RNA, 4357 nt
Organism: Stomoxys calcitrans (stable fly)
Lineage: Eukaryota; Metazoa; Arthropoda; Insecta; Diptera; Muscidae
Exons: 4
Coding region: 125-3721 (1198 amino acids)
Molecular function (GO): protein binding
Source: RefSeq, a predicted model, not a curated record
UCUAAUCAAAGCAUAUGCCCAUGGCAUAUGGUAUCAGGACUACGACACCAUUGACAAUAGUGUACAGCAGCAUAUACAGCUGUUGCAGCAACAACGGCAACGUUUUUAUGCCAACGACAUACGAAUGACAAUGUUCUCCAAUAAUGCCAAUGCCACCAAUGGCAAUGUGUUGUGCCCGCUUAGCGAUGAGCCGAUGAAGAGUCGGAAACAUCAUGCAAGACAGCAGCAACAAUGUGAACAGCAGUCGCUGGCACAUGGUGCAAAGAAAAGUUUAAAGGAUAACAUCAACAGCACUAGCAAUGGCCCCAACAGCAGGAGCAUACAGAAUAAGGGUCAAGCCAAUAACUGUGAUAUUGUUGUUGUAGACAUAGAAACUGAAGAAGAUAUCUAUGAGGAGUACUCGGCAAGGCAGGAUCAUCCUACAGUUCGAGUAAUGGCUUUGCACAAAGAUGACACAAAUGCAUUGACAUUCAUGGGUAAUGUUGGACAAGAAACUAUUUUCGUUGAUGACAGCAGCAACAACCACAACAACAAACACCAAAAAACUUUCGCCCACAUUGUAGCCACUGACAUUGAUAAUAUUGUCAAAGAUGCCAGAGGUGGUGGUGGUCACAACAACAACAACAACAACAACCAUGACAACCUUAUUAUCAUCGAUGAUAACGAUGACGAUGAUGAUUCGCUGGCCUCAAUGGAAACGCUAUCGGAUAAUGUCUCAAUUUGGAUUGAUGGUGAAAAGCAUUGGAUUGCCGGUGUUGAUGCACAAACGACAUGUGCCGAUCUAAUCAUGGCCCUGCUCCAUUAUCAAAAUGGUCAGGACGAAAAGAUGGUGAAUGCUAAUGUCUCUGCAGGCACUGGCAUAGUGAGCAAUCAACUCAUAGAGCAACAACCAAAGGACAAUGAAAAGGGCAAUACAUUCGCUGGCAGCUCUGAAAUAAGUGCUGCUCAAAGUUCCCCCCGAUGUCAAACCGACAACACUGCCACCUCCACCAGCACCAGCACCGCAACAACAAAAACCUUCUCCUCCUCCACCUGUACCACCAACUACUCUACGGGCAAUUUCAAUCAAUCAAUGCCAAAUAAUACCAAAGAAGAAAUUCCUAAAGUAACACAAAACUCAUCAAGACUUACAGCGACAAUGACGACGACGACGACAACGACAACGACAAUGGCUAAGCCAGGAAGCGGAAGUGAUGCUACAAUGCUGGCUGCAUGCAUAAACUCAACAACUUCAAGUUUACCAUAUCCGCCCGCAAUAGCCACUGCCGCACAGUUGGCCACAGAGUAUGUCAUUGUUAAACAAUAUCAUCAUUGUGAGGAGUACCUGGAUGGUAGUACAAAAGUUUUCGAUGUGUUGCCGCCACGCAAUAGUCCCCAAAAAAAGGAGUGUGAAUUGUUGUUACGGCGUUUGGGACCAGCGCCCAUAUCCUAUGCCUAUGCCCAUCACCAACACCAGCAGCAUACAGCUACGCCCCAACUGUCUUCAUUAAUCUCCACGGAUAAGGACAGCGGCAUGGGCAGCCCUGUGGGCAGUGCGAGGAGUGCGAAAUUCCGUCGCCGCAAACAUAAAUCAUCGCAGUGGUUGGCCCAGGCCAAUACACUACACCCGAAAUUGUCCCGCUGCACGGCCACGGCCAAUGAACGUCUGCUCAAAAUUAUAUUGGCCCAAGACGAGACAAUACAACGGCAAUUGUCUCUGCUACGUGAAAAAGAGCGCCAAAUUAACAAGAUUGAGGAGGAGAAACAUCGUAAACGCGAACGUGAGCUGGGUAAAAACUAUCUGCUAGAAACCUACUUAAAUGGUCUCGACGAGGCGGAAUUUGAGCUGGAGCACCAGCACCAGCACCAACACCAACAGGAAGGUGAAGAAAUAUUCAUAGAUGAACCAUACGAGCCCCAAGUCACUGGAAGAGGGACUAUGCCAUCAACUACGACUACUUGUGCUGCGACCUACUGCAGUACAGCCCCUACGCAUAUAGUGGCAACUCACAAGGAUACCUUAGGCAUGGAUAUACUGGACAAUUUCAGGCCCAGGGACAAAGAUCGAGACAACAAAAAAGACACCAAGAAAAAGAAACGUCAACACAAGGAUAAGCUCAUCGAAGAAGAUGAAAAACAUCAAAGACCCACAAAGGAGAAGGAGGAGCGCCUGCUGAAACAAUUGUACGAAGGCAGCGUUGCAACUCAUAUUCCUGGAAGUGUGGACAAUGAAAACUCCAAAGAUUCCCAUGCGGAGGCACAAAUCAAGGCGGAUGUGGAAAUGCAAAUUUUUUGGUUGGAAAAAAUUUACACCAUCAACAAACAUUUGCACAAGGAGGAGGAGCAGGCGGCCAAACUGCAGGCAAAGAUACGCAAGCACCAGCUAAGGAAGGCUAAUCAAACACAAAAGGAGGUGCAAUUGGAAAUGGAUAAAUUGGACAAUAGCUUAGCGCUGCAGUGCGGCAAUAUACGUAGGGUUGAGGCCAAUCUCAUGGAAACCAAUGACCAGCUGCAAAAGAAACUCUUGAUUUUGGAACGCUUGAGUCUGGAAUACUUGAGGCAACAAGAAAUCGAACAUGCCGAUGAACAGCAACAGAACAUGGCCAAUGAGAUUUGUACCACUGCUGGGGGUGGUGGGGGGCGAGAGCAGAAGGAACUGAAUAAAAUAUCCUUGAGCAAUAUCAAAUCAGUGGAGGAAGUCAAGCAAUUGCAAAAACUGAUAGCCAAACCGGGAUUUGAGUUGGUCGCCACACAAAUGAGGAACCUAAAGGAGCAGGAGGAACUCAAAGAGGCGCACAAGCUGAGUGGUGGCCCAGAACUUUCUUCGCAUCAAAUGAGUGUGGCAGUUUUGUUGCAUCAACAACCACAAAACCAUGAAAGGCCAUGUGAUGAUGUUGCCAACAGUGAAGGACAAUUAAUUUCUGCAUCCAUUGAUAAGCCCAAAAAAGAAGAAGCUAUGAAAACGAAACACCAAACAAGAUUAUCAAGCAGGCCAACCACACCAAUUGCCUCACUAUCCACAUCGACAGAAACUGCCGCAGCAGCAGCAGCAGCGCCUUCGGUAACAUCAGCAUCAACAUCAGCAGCAUCAUCAUCGUUGUUAACAACAUUACCUACAACAAGCUUGUCAAAAUCGCCCCCCAACGACUGUGUUGUUUUAGAUAAAAACAUGCUGUCAUCAUUGCAUGUGCAGAAUGUCAAAACCAUUAAAAAACAAAUGUUUCAUGCACAUAGAACAACAAUAACAACAUCAGAAACAGAUGCAGAUGCAGCAGCAGCAGCAAUAACAUCAUCCAGGUCUACCCCCACUCUUACUUCCACCUCAUUAGCAUUGGAAUUAAGAACAGCACCUACGCCCGCUCUUGGUAGAGUUGCCUCACCAGCUGCUGCACCAAAUGCAAAUUCCCCACAGCCCAUUGAAAUUAUCACCUCCCUUGGUCGCAGACAACAACAGCAAUGCCAGACAUUUAAUCAGCAGCCUGUACAACUACCGCUGCAUUUUCAAACCUCAGUUCCAUUUCAUGCCAACACUUUAACCUGGCUGCCAAAUUCACACCCAGCCUCUGUGAAUAUGGCUGGAGAUCUGCCUUCUGCUGCUGCAUCAUCAUCAUCAUCAUUAGCACCUAUACAGGCUACAAUGGCUAUGGCAUUACCAAUCUCAUCAGCAGGAGCAACAUCAUCACCAGCCUCCCUGGUAGCAAUGAAUACGGUCGAUAUUAGUCAGCUGGGUACUCUGGUGUAAAUGGCUAUACAAUGUCAAGCCAUUGAGACUUUUGUUGGAUGCGAUGCACUAUGGCACUGCAUGUGAAUUUUUUUUUUUUUUUGGUUUCAAAUUUAAUCUAAGAAUAUAUCAGAUGAUGGAUAGAUAUGUUGGCAAUGCACUGCGAAGGCUUACAAAGACAAAUGGUGUAACUUAUUUUCCUUCAUAUAAAGGAUUUUUAAUUUUGUUAUACCCUCCACCAUAGGAUAGGGGUAUACUAAUUUAGUCACUCCAUUUGCAACACCUCGAAAUAUGCGUCUAAGACUAUACCCCCAUCCUAUGGUGGAGGGAACAAAAAAUAGAUGGCAACACACACCAACUGCUAUGGAACGCGUUUCGUCUUUGGUUAGAAGAUUUUUCAACCAUAUUAGGUGUGAUGGCUUCAAGGGCCGUGCGUUGGUAUGUUAUAUUUAAAUCGUAUUAAUAGCGAAAACGCAUCUAUGAUACAAUUACCACAUUAACCACACUCGACAACCCUGUCUAUUAGAUGUAAUUUUCCUAAUGCAUGUAUUUUUGUGUAAUGACAGACAUUAUUUCUGUGACAAAUUCUUUCUUAUCCGAUUUGGCCGACAUUUUGCAUGAAGUGUUUUAUUUUGACUUCCACCAACUGUGUCAUAU